Drosophila subobscura is the source of this 694-nucleotide messenger RNA. RefSeq names its product cytochrome b5 domain-containing protein 1. The coding region runs from base 19 to 669 and encodes 216 amino acids. Lineage: Eukaryota; Metazoa; Arthropoda; Insecta; Diptera; Drosophilidae. The transcript is spliced from 5 exons. The record is from RefSeq and is a predicted model, not a curated record.
GUGCCUGAGAGCCUGGAAAUGGAAACAAAAACAAUUAACAAGCUGCGCUACUAUCUGAGGGAUGAGAUUGUGUUGCACAACAAGAAGGACGACUGCUGGAUCACGAUACACGGGAAUGUCUUCGAUUUGACGCCCAUGAUACGCGAUCGUUUGGAUCAUUGGAAUAGCAACAUGGAUUAUUUGGUGGCCCAUGCGGGCAAGGAUCUCUCACAUUUCUUUCAUGAGAACGGCGAGCCCCGCACGGAGAUCUCCGCUCGAACGGGCCGCCCUCGCGUGCUCUUUCCACCCAUACUGGAGGUGGCUCUGAGUGAGUUUGCCAAGACCAAGGACACCAUGUGGAGCCAGGAUGCGUUCUAUCAUAUUGGCAGAGUCACGCGACGUGCGAGAUUGAUCCGCAUCAUUAAUGCGCUGACGGCACAGAGCCUGUACAUGACGGUGUGCGAUGAGGACACCAUUUAUGACAUUCAACGGAAGUACAAGCAGCGCUACAAUCAUCAUGCAGGCAGCUACGAGUGGCGCAAGUUCUCCAAUGGAGGCACCGCCUGCGGGCAGCUCAACCUCAACGGCACCUUGGACGAGAAUGGUUUGACGGAUGAGGAGCACAGCGCCGUGGAGCUGCCUCCACCCUCCCUUUGGCUGUACUACACAGAUGAUCUGACCAUCGCUUAAAGCUGUUCCUGCCUUUCUUUUGGGU